Hypoxylon trugodes is the source of this 2271-nucleotide messenger RNA. RefSeq names its product MFS general substrate transporter. Lineage: Eukaryota; Fungi; Ascomycota; Sordariomycetes; Xylariales; Hypoxylaceae. The record is from RefSeq and is a predicted model, not a curated record. Gene Ontology annotation, molecular function: transmembrane transporter activity. The coding region runs from base 1 to 2271 and encodes 756 amino acids. Gene Ontology annotation, biological process: transmembrane transport. The transcript is spliced from 4 exons.
AUGAUUCCCUACCGCCUCUAUUACAUUCGUUCCGGAUCUGGACCUACAUGCACUGCUACCCUGGUCAUCGAAACUGUUGAACCUGGCAAAAGGCAGCAGCAGCUACAGCAGCGCAAAGGCGACAUGGAGGAGGACGGCGGCCAUCGUGCCUCAUCACCAGAAGACGACGCUUCGUCGGUGUAUCAUUCUACGUCUUCCCACGAAGGCGAUGGCAGGGCCAGUCGUUCCUCUACGGAAUGCGAUACUUCUAGCCAAUCCAACGUCACCAGACCACACUCAGUCUCUCCUUUCUGGCUCGCCGAAGAGCUCAUCGGGACCGUCUCAGGGUUCAAAGCCGCUCAUUCAAGGGAAUUAUCUUCUACGUCAAGCAAGACUCUAACAGGCGGAUUCAGCGAAACGGGAAGCCAGGUUCGCCUUCACUCCUCGAGUCUUUCAGAAGCAGAUCGCUACACCACACUGGCCGAUCUCCUAAUAGACUCAGCGCCUCACUUACGGCACCUAGCUACCAUCAGGACCGACGACUCCAAAUUCUUAAUCGCAUCGUCCAAACCAAAGAACCAGCUCGUCACCCCCGUCUCAGAGCAACGGCAUCCAGGGAAACCGGGAGCGCGUAUCAGCAAAUCCUCGAAGCUGUAUGAGCCCGACAUUCCAGAGGGAAGCGAUGAGCAAAGUCAACAAACCUCUACUUCAGAAGGCGACAACGCCGAAAAUGACGGAUUCCUCAAGGGAAUUCCUUUAAUAUUACUUACCAUUGGUCUCUCAUUAGUUGUUUUCUUAAUCUCUAUAGAUCGAACUAUCAUCACAACAGCCAUUCCUUUCAUUACCUCCGAAUUCCAGUCUACAGCGGAUAUCGGUUGGUAUGGUUCUUCAUAUCUCCUUACGGCAUGUGCCUUUCAGCCCGUAUUCGGGCGCGUAUUCACUCUCUUUAAUGCAAAGUGGUCUUAUCUCCUAUCUAUGUUAAUUUUCGAAGUCGGAUCUAUCAUCAGCGGCUUCGCGCCAACAUCGGCAUCUUUAAUUAUUGGGCGCGCUAUUGCCGGUUUCGGCAGCGCGGGUAUCUUGACGGGAAGUUUCGUUAUCGUAGCUACAGCCGUUCCUCUAACGGUUAGGCCGAUUUAUACAGCGGUGGUUGGAUUAAUGUUUGGCGUUGGUGCCACGGUUGGUCCCCUUAUCGGAGGUGUAUUCACGGAUUUAGUAACAUGGCGAUGGUGUUUCUGGAUAAACCUUCCGGUCGGCGCCGUGACCAUCAUCGUGAUGAUCCUCGUCUACCAUCCAAAGCCCCACGUCGGACCCAGGCCGAAACUCAUGGACCGCCUAGUCAAGUUAGAUCUCAUCGGUAACCUGAUCCUCCUAGGAGCCGCCGUAAUGUUAUUCCUAGCCUUGGAAUACACCCUCACAGGCGCAGCCUGGGCCAGCGCUGAAAUAAUCGGCCUCCUCGCCGGCGCCGGUGUCACAGCCAUCAUAUUCGUAGGCUGGCUAUGGUGGAAGCAAGACCGCGCCCUAAUCCCACCGGCCAUCGCCAAGCAGCGCACUGUCGCUGCCUCAUGCCUCAUGGCUUUCUUCACCUACGGCGCCCUUCUUGUUCAUACCUAUUUCUUACCUAUCUGGUUCCAGGCCAUUCUUGGCUACAGCGCCAUUGAAUCUGGUGUCGCCAUGAUCCCAUACUUCGUCGCCAACGCUCUGUUUUCCGUUCUCUCUGGCGUAUUCGUUUCCGGCGUCGGAUACUUCACGCCCCCUGCCAUCCUAGGCUCAGCAAUCGGCACCGUGGGCUGCGGUAUAAUCACCCUAUUCCGCCCAACCAUGAGCACAGGCGCUUGGAUCGGUUUCGAGGUCUUAGCUUCAGCCGGCUUCGGAAUGUCUAUCCAACAAGGGUUCACAGCCGUGCAAACCGUCCUCGGACCAGAUGACUUAGCUGUAGGCACAGCCGCGGUCGUAGCUUGUCAAUCACUAGGCGGCGCAGUGUUCAUUUCCGUGGGCAAUAGCGUGUUUCAGAACCGCCUCGCCUCGCUCAUUGAACAGACCGAUCUCCCUGGCCUCGAUGUCCGCGCCAUCGUAGCCGCGGGCGCCGUCGCUUUCCGAAAACUAGUGCCCGCAGACGAACUACCUGCUCUGCUGGACCAGUAUAACGCCGCGCUACACACGGUACUCCUAGUCGCGGUGCCGUUAGGCGGGUUAGCAUUCCUGUCAUGUUGUAUGAUGGAGUGGAAGUCGGUCAAGAAACCGGCAACGAAGAAUCCGGAUGCCGAGAAGGCAGAGCGGACGGAGGCGGAGUAA